Capsella rubella is the source of this 1374-nucleotide messenger RNA. Its product is annotated as protein BPS1, chloroplastic. The transcript has 2 exons. The record is from RefSeq and is a predicted model, not a curated record. Bases 184 to 1275 code for a protein of 363 amino acids. NCBI's taxonomy places the organism in Eukaryota, Viridiplantae, Streptophyta, Magnoliopsida, Brassicales, Brassicaceae.
UCGAAUCCCUUUUACUUACUACUCUACUCGGUAAGAACACCAAACCCAUCCCUCUUAUUUAUACUUUGUUUUUUGGUAAUUCUCUGUGCAAAGUUAGAUUAGAGUUUUUCCCUUUCCUUGUUGAAGUAGCCCACCAUUGAAGUAAGCGGUAACAUUUCCGAAGAAUCUCUCUCUCUAGGUAACAUGAACCAAAAUUGUAAACAAGAUCCUCUUGUCCGGUUCUUUCGCUUUAAAAACCCUUUCAAGAUUCUGUUUAAGAAGAGCAACAAUGCUCGAUUAUCGCCAAAGCUAUUCUCGCUGUUAAAUAAUUUCGAGACAAACUUGACUGUGUCGAUUAGAGAACUUAUACCAAAGGAUAAGAAUGAUAUCAUUAGUGUUUCUUGGAUGAUACAAGCCAUGGAGUCUCUUUGCGAGACACACAAGAGUAUCGAGACAUUCAUGACGGAUCUGGAGCUCUCUUUAUCUGACUUGAAGGAAAAUUUGAUUUAUAUCUACUCUGAUGUUAGCUUGAAGCUGCUUGAACUCUGCAACGCCGUCACCUCGGAGAUAGACCAUCUUAACCAUGGCAACCUUUUGCUCAAAAUUGCUUUUAGUAAGCUGGAGACGAACAAUUGUCGCGAGGAACUCCAGUUAUCAUCGCAUCUUGACAGUUGGAAUCAGCACAUGGUCUCCAAGAACCCGAGAAUCGAAAACUGCGGUGCUGUUUUGAGUAGGCUUGUUGAAUCGAUGGAUCAUCACCAUCUCUCCAAGAAGGCUAAGAAGAAACACUCUGUGAAAGGAAAAGUUCUCUUACGAGCUCUAUAUGGUGUAAAGGUCAAGAGUUUAUACAUAUUCAGUGUGUUCGCUGCAGCGUUUACUGGUUCUUCCAAGAACCUCUCCUAUCUUAGAGUUCAAAAGGAGAUGGAGGAGCUUCCAUGGGCACAAGCUUUCAUGGAGUUGCAGAACAAGGUUAACCCGGAGAUAAAAAACGCAUUCUUAUCAGACCAGUCCAUGGGUAUUAAAGAUCUCGAGGCUGUCGACGCCAGUGUGAAGAAACUUAACACAGCGGUACAAGAAGGGUCGGUUCCUAUUUUGUUGUUGGAGCCAUUGAAGAAGUCAGUGAUAGAACUUUCGGAAAGGUUUGAUCUUCUCUACGAAGAAACAGGUUGCUUGUUGAGGAUUAUGAUCUCUGCUCGAAACGCAGUGUCCGAGAGCCUCUGGACGAAAUAUGAAGAAGAGUUGGGAGUAGCAUUGCCAAUGAUGAAUAUUAGAAGUGUCAAGACUUUUUGUGAAUAGAAGAAACAUGUAAUUAUGGGACACUAAUGCAAAUAACAAAUGAGAUUAUAAAACGAAAUAAAAUAGUUAAAUGUGAUUAUUGGACUAUUGAUAACUCAA